Messenger RNA from Onthophagus taurus, 1388 nucleotides. RefSeq names its product cilia- and flagella-associated protein 36. Gene Ontology annotation, cellular component: axoneme; ciliary base. The record is from RefSeq and is a predicted model, not a curated record. Lineage: Eukaryota; Metazoa; Arthropoda; Insecta; Coleoptera; Scarabaeidae.
ACAAUUACGUAACUUUUGAUCGACACCGUACAAGACGUAACAUAACCUCGAAAUGCGGCGAAUAAAAGUUGAAAAAAAUCACUUACAAUUCAUCGAGUCCGUGAAGUUUUCGUUAUCGUACUUUUAAUUAUUGAGGUAGUGGAUUUCUUUUGAGCCGGAAUCGUAAAAAUUAAUAAAAAAUAUCACGAUUCUCAAAUAGUGUAGUUUAGAAAGGUAAGUUGUGCAACACAGCCAUCAUAACAACUGACAAAAACGGCGCACGCAACGGCGGGAAAAAUGCGAAUUUGAAUUGUUGACUAGUUUCCAUGGCGAUGGAUUAGAACGAUGUAUACAUGACCCGCAGUAAACUUGGUGAUUAGUGCGAAAAAUCACGGAAAAUGCAGGGAGAAGAAGAAAACGGUUGGGUUUUUGAUUCUUUGGUGUGUUUUUUGAAUGGACCGGUUUGGAGCGCUCCAUUAGAAAGUUUUAUUGAGGAAAACUCUUUAAUUUUUGAACCUACCAACACUGACAAUACGGAAUAUAAAAAAAUUUUCAACGAUUACAAAAACCUGGUUGAUUUCAUGUUGGGUAAUUUUAUGGAAGAUAUUGGAAUUACACCUCAACAAUUUGAAAAUGCUUGCGCAAGAGGAACUCAGGGAGGAAUUACCCUACAAUUUGAUCAAACAAUUUUUGAGCAAAUAUGGGCAGCAAACGAUUUCGAAAUGUUCAGAAGAAUGAUGACUCAAAGAAACGUCGAGUUACAACUUCAAGCUCUCGAGUUAAUUGAGCAAAAAUACGGAAUAACUCCAAACGUUUUUGUACCAGAAAAACGCGAUGUCGCCCAAUCAAGCAGAUCAAAAACCCCGGAAAUGAUUUUUCCCGGAAAAUUAGAAGAAGAAAUCAUGAAAGAAGUCGCCGAAUCAUUUAAAAAACUCGAAAACACCCAACAAGAAACCAUAAACGAUAAUUUAGAUUUUCUCGAAGAGAAGCAAAUUUUAGAGGAAAAGUUGAAAACUAUUGAAAAGUCUUCACCAAUACAAGAAAAAAAUUUAUCUGAAAUCGACACUAAAAAAGAAAUUGAAUCAAAAGCAGAAGAAUCGAAAACUGUUUCAAAACCUAGUGUUGAAGUUGAUAGUUUGGAAAUGAAAAAGAGACAAGAGUAUCUUCGCGCACAAAGGGAUAAACUGGUUGCUUUGAAGAAAGAGGCAAGAAAGAAGCAUCUUCAAGUAGAAGAAAGCGUUGUUGAAACAAAGCAGAAAAUUAAAGAGCGGCCAAAAUCGGCGAAAAAAGCCGCCGAAUCAGUUUUGGAUGGACAUAAAGUUAAUUUGGAACCUCAAGAAUUAGCUUUGAGAAAAGCUUUAGUUCAGAAACUAAAAAAUGAAGUUAUUUCUAAAGCUAAUAAUUAAAUA